CAGAGUUGUGGCUUACAGAAGAGAUGAGAUGUGGUCCCAGGGACGAUAUGACUAUGAAAGUCUUCCGAGAGGACGGGGACCUCCGCAAAGUCACCCCAGUGACGAAUCUAGCUAUAAGUGGACAAGAGAUGAUCAUUCUACAAGUCAUCAGCCUGAAUACAGGGACACGAGGGAUGGCUUUAGAAGAAAAAGUUUCUACCCUUCCCCUUAUGUGAGAGACCAGUCUCCUCAUAAAAGAGAAAGUUCUUUUCUCAGAGAGUCACCUGUAAGCCGAAAGGAUUCUCCACACAGCAGAUCUGGCUCCAGUGUCAGUAGUAGAAGCUACUCUCCAGAGAGAAGCAAAACUUAUUCUUUCCAUCAGUCUCAACACAGAAGUAAAGAGAGACCUGUUCAGUCUUUGAAAACAUCAAGAGACACUUCACCCUCAAGUUCUUCAGCAGUUCCUUCAUCAAAGGUGCUAGACAAACCCAGUAGGCUACCUGAAAAGGAGCUUGCUGAGGCUGCAAGCAAGUGGGCUGCGGAAAAGCUAGAGAAGGCAGAUGAAAGUAACUUACCUGAAAUUUCUGAGUAUGAGGCAGGACCCACAGCACCAUUGUUCAUUGACCAGCCAGAAGAACCUGAGUCAAAUGCAACAGAUGACAUAGAAUUAUUUGAAGAUAGUCAGCUGAACAGUUGCUCUAAAGCAAUAGCAUCGAAAACCAAAGAGAUUGAACAGGUUUACUGACAAGACUGUGAAACUUUCGGGAUGGUUGUGAAAAUGCUGAUUGAAAAAGAUCCUUCAUUAUAAAAGUCUAUACAGUUUGCAUUAAGACAGAAUUUACAUGAAAUAGGAGAACGGAGUGUUGAAGAACUCAAGCAUUUCAUUGCAGAGUAUGACACUUCUAAUCAAGAUUUUGGAGAGCCUUUUUAGAAGAUCACUUGCUCAGGCAAAAAAAUGUUUCUAGGUUUUUUCCCCCCUGGAUUGUGUAAAUCCUUAAUAUAUGGAGUUUUUGUGAUGAAGAGAACUACUUUAUGAUAGUUGAUCACCUUUCCAAUAUCAAAUAAACAUCUAAAAUAGUCUAAGAUAUCUUAAUUAGAAUUUUCUUUACAUAUAGAGUCUCCUAAUCCAUACUUUUCCUCGCCCCUAAAAUGAUGGGUAAAUUGAUUUUUCAAGUCCUAGAGAACAGCUUCUGUACUUAUGUUUGUAGUAUUCCAUAAUAUGU
This is a messenger RNA of Rhinolophus ferrumequinum (greater horseshoe bat), 1202 nucleotides long. RefSeq names its product periphilin-1-like. NCBI's taxonomy places the organism in Eukaryota, Metazoa, Chordata, Mammalia, Chiroptera, Rhinolophidae. The record is from RefSeq and is a predicted model, not a curated record. The transcript has a single exon. Gene Ontology annotation, cellular component: nucleoplasm. Bases 29 to 724 code for a protein of 231 amino acids. Gene Ontology annotation, biological process: protein localization to heterochromatin; negative regulation of gene expression, epigenetic; negative regulation of DNA-templated transcription.